Molecule: messenger RNA, 825 nt
Organism: Aspergillus calidoustus
Lineage: Eukaryota; Fungi; Ascomycota; Eurotiomycetes; Eurotiales; Aspergillaceae
Source: the annotation of a GenBank genome assembly
AUGCGCCUCCUCACUCUCGUUCCCGCUCUGCUCCUCUCCAUCGCGUGUCUUCCCUCAGCCACGCCUAGAGCAGACUCCGCGUCCACCCUCGAAACCCGCGAAAGCGCGACCAAUCUCCUGCUAGACGGCCUCUCCAGUAUUUUGCUAGACGACAACUCGUCUCACCUCACAAAGCGCCAAAACACAACCUCAUCCUCAUCGAGUCCUCCACCCAUCGGCGACGCUCUCGACGACCUCCUAAACGGCGGCUUCUUCGGCGAACUCCUCGACCUCCUCCGUGACUCGGAGAAUAUCUUUACCCCCGAGUGGAAUGAUCGGUUUGGGGAGUUAGUUGAUAGUGUUGCGCCGUUGGCAUACUACGUCGGCCAAUUCCUCGGCUGGUUCCUGAACUCGAUUCUCAACGGUGGAUUCGGCGGUGGUGGCGAACUCCCACCGCUUCCAACAUCCGCGCCCUCGCCGACAGGGACGUCGCAACCGGGCUUCGAGUGGCCGGACUUUGACCUCGACUGGCCAACUGGCAGUGGCGACGGGCCGACGCCUACAGGGACCGAAAGCCCCGCGCCGACAUCUGAUUCGGAUUCGGAUUCCCCGGGGUUCGAUUUUGAUUUCGAUUUUCCUGGUUCCUCGGGCGGGGAGACGGACGAUCUAGGUAGUCCGACGGAGACCGGUACGGGUGAUGAUGAAGGGAUCGAUAUCGAUAUCCCGACUGGAACGACUCCGGAUGAUGCGCUGUUUACGGGCGCUGCGGCUACUCCACGGGUAGGUGGUCUUGCAGCGGCUUCAGCCGGGUUGGCGGUCUUCCUUGGGUUCGCUGUGCUGGGAUAA